Molecule: messenger RNA, 4065 nt
Organism: Hevea brasiliensis (rubber tree)
Lineage: Eukaryota; Viridiplantae; Streptophyta; Magnoliopsida; Malpighiales; Euphorbiaceae
Product: protein MEI2-like 4
Exons: 15
Coding region: 614-3547 (977 amino acids)
Molecular function (GO): RNA binding
Source: RefSeq, a predicted model, not a curated record
UUUGUAGGGGCCUGGUCUAGUUUAGUUCCUUUUUUUUGCAAUAAACGGUUCCACGUUUAAGCGAGAGCCAUAUCGAUUUCUCUCACCUGUCUCUGGCGAGAAAUUUCGCAAUCUCGCCGGAGAGUCUGUUCUCGCCGGAAACUUAAUAGAUUCCGACGGGAAUUUCCACUGCUCCACGGGACCUGAAGCGAGAGAAAGUUUAAAGGGAAGAGACAAUCAUGAAAGUAUAAAAAAAGAAAUGGAGAAGUGAGAUAGGAGGUGGUGAUGGUUAACGUGCAAUGCAGGGAAAAGAGAAUCAACUUAGGGUUUGGAGGAUCUUACACGGCACAGAUGCCAAGAUUAUAGCUUCUGCAUUCAAUUUUCCUUGCCUUAUGGCGUAAUUUAUUCCAUCUCUCGCUCUGUGUCAACUCUGUUUAAAUUGUUCUCUCGCUCAUGUCCGCCUUGUCUCUCCUCGCUCUGAAUUGCAAUCCUUUUUAUAUUUAAUAAGAGUUUCCAUUGCUGGAGAGGAGAGAGAUUUUGGAUUCUGUUUAUAAAGGUGUCCAAUGCCCAUACGGUAUUAGGCCAGCCGGGACCUUCUUUUUUUGAGUUUAUAGAUUUCUAGGUAUCAAUCAUCAUGCCAUCUGAAACAAAGAGUUCACCGACUUUGUCCUCAUCAUCAUUCUUCUCUGAGGAUGCAUCUUUUGCUAGUGAGAGACAUAUUGGGUUCUGGAACUUGGACACCACGCCUGAUCUCCAUGCCACUGGGAAAUCAGUACCUACGUCCCCCCUGGAAAAUCUUGGAGCUGUGGGAUGUCAGUCAGCAAAGUCACUUGAACUUCAUCAGUCUUUCCUAAUGCAGGAUCAGAAAUUGAAUCAUAGCUUAAUUAAGCAUGCAGUGGGACCAGGGACAACAAUGAGUCAGUCCUCGACUUUGUUGAGACCUGUGGCCCAUGAGACAAGAUCCAGUUUGAAUGUACAGCCAGCAUCUUGUUUUCCAGAAGGUGGCAAAGUUGACAUGAUGGCAACUCAGUAUGAGAACAGUCUCUUCUCAAGCUCGUUAUCCGAAUUAUUUAGUAGAAAGUUGAGGUUUUCCUCAAACAAGGUUACAUAUGGCCAUUCUGUUGAUACUGUUGCCUCCCACUUUGAGGAAGAGGAACCUUUUGAAUCCCUUGAAGAAAUUGAGGCCCAAACCAUUCGAAACCUUCUUCCCAGUGAUGAUGACUUGUUUAGUGGAAUGACUGAUAAGCUGGACAAUAUCAACCAAUCCAGUGUCAGAGAUGAUAUGGAGGACUUAGACUUUUUUAACAGUAUUGGUGGAUUGGAUUUGGGAGAUGAUAGUCCUGCAGCACAGAAUGAUAUUGAAUUUCAUGUAGGAAUGUCUAAUGGUCAGAUAGGGUUCAGCAGUGGUUCAAUUUCUGGAGAACACCCUUUUGGUGAACACCCUUCUCGAACUCUUUUUGUGAGAAAUAUAAAUAGCAAUGUUGAAGAUUCUGAGUUAAGAGCCUUAUUUGAGCAAUAUGGAGAUAUCCGCACUCUUUAUACAUCCUGCAAGCAUCGUGGUUUUGUUAUGAUCUCCUAUUAUGAUAUUAGAGCUGCAAGAAAUGCCAUGAAAGCACUCCAGGAUAGACCACUAAGGCAUCGGAAACUUGACAUUCACUACUCAAUCCCAAAGGACAACGCCUCAGAAAAAGAUAUUAAUCAGGGUACCCUGGUGGUUUUCAACCUUGAUUCUUCCAUUUCAAAUGAUGAAAUUUGUCAGAUUUUUGGGGUGUAUGGAGAAAUUAAGCAGAUCCGUGAAACCCCACACAGAAGUAAUCACAAAUUUAUCGAAUUUUAUGAUGUUAGAGCUGCAGAAGCUGCUCUUCAUGCAUUGAACAGAAGUGAUAUCGCAGGGAAGCGGAUUAAGCUUGAGCCAAGCCGUACUGGGGGUUCAAGACGUUUAUUGGAACAUGAUGAGUGUGGCCCUCAUGCACAGCAGAGUAGCCCUCCCAAUAAUUCUUCUGCUGGAAUCCCUGGAGCACAUCUGCAUGGGUCAACUAUUUCUAAUGGCAUGGAUAAUGGAACUAUCUUGGGAUUGCCGUCUGCAACGCAAGCCCAAUUUUUGAAAUCUGAAUGUUAUCAUGGAAUUUCUUCUAGUGUUCCUAAUAACUUGUCCUCUCUUUUGAGGGUUGAAUCAGCUGGCAAUCAAACUGGCCUUGCUGAGCCUGGUCGCACACAGGGUCAAUUGCAAUUUGAUUUUCAAGGCACGCCAAAUUUUCAUCCUCAUUCACUUCCAGAAUAUCAUGAUGGUUUAAAGAGUGUUCUUCACUGCAAUUCUCCUGGCAGCAUGGCUGCAAACAUGAGUCCAAAGCCCCCUGAAAGAAUCGAUGACCGGCAGUCACACAGAACUAUAACAAAUGGACACUCAGUUGAAUUAAAUGAUGGGGUUUUUGGAUCCACUAUUAAUAGAAGCCCUUCUCUUCCUGGACAUCACUAUGCAUGGAGUAAUUCCUAUCACCCACAGUCUCCAUGCAUGAUAUGGCCAAACUCACCAUCGUUUGUCAACGGAAUUUCAAUGGCUCAUGCUACAGUGCAGCUGCAUGGACCUCCUAGAGCACCAUCUCCGGUUCUUAACGCUGUUUUACCUGUAAAUAACCAUCAUGUGGGAUCAGCACCAACUGUUAAUUCUUCUCUCUGGGCCAGGCGACAUGCUUAUGGAGGGGAAUCUCCUGAGACUUCUGGUUUUCAUCCAGGUUCCCUUGGGAGCUUGAGAAUUUCUAGUAACUCACUGCACUCUAUGGAACUUCUAUCUCCUACCUUGUUCCCUCAUGUUGCUGGAAACUAUAUGGACUUGCCAAUUCCCCCUAAAAGUGCGGGACACCAACCACACAAUCAGAGAUCCCCAAUUUUUCCUGGCAGGAGCCAAAUGAUUCCCAUGACCAAUUCAUUUGACUCUCCAAGUGAACGUGGCAGGAGCCGUAGAAAUGAAGGCAGUAUUAAUCAGGCUGACAAGAAACAGUAUGAACUUGAUUUAGAUCGGAUACUGCAAGGGGAAGACAACCGAACGACACUUAUGAUAAAGAAUAUUCCAAACAAGUAUACUUCAAAAAUGCUUUUGGCUGCAAUUGAUGAACACCACAAAGGAACUUAUGAUUUCAUUUAUCUACCAAUUGAUUUCAAGAAUAAGUGCAAUGUGGGGUAUGCAUUUAUCAACAUGAUUGACCCAAGCCAGAUAAUUCCAUUCUAUCAGGUGUUUAAUGGAAAGAAAUGGGAGAAGUUCAAUAGUGAAAAAGUAGCAUCACUUGCAUAUGCUCGCAUACAAGGAAAAGCUGCUCUUAUUGCACAUUUCCAGAAUUCAAGCUUGAUGAAUGAGGAUAAACGAUGCCGACCCAUUCUAUUCAACACUGAUGGCCCCAAUGCUGGUGAUCAGGUGCCCUUUCCAAUGGGGGUUAAUGUUCGAACUAGACCUGGGAAACCUAAAAACGUCACACAUGAGGAUAACCAUCAAGGAGGUCUACCUAAUUCGGCAAACAGAGAGGAUUCUUUGAAUGGGGAUGCUUCAUCAGGUUCUGGAAAGGAGUCUGACUGAAGAAGCCACUUAUUUUUGAGGGGUACCAACCUCUUAGGUGGAGUAAUUUAAGAUUGGUACCUCCCCAAGUAACUGAUUAAAUAUAUUGGGGCAGCUGAUUGAAAAGAGACACAUUUUUCUGCGUUUGAGAAGCCUCUUAAAAUUUUAGGGAAAACAACUCAUAGCCAGAACAAAAGCGAGUUUCUGAUUUGUUUGGCUGUUCUUUAAAUUCUGGAACCAUUAGAAAAAAGAAGCAUGAGGUGAAACUUCCAAAUUUUGGAUACAAAGUAGACAUUGGAGUUUCAGAGCGACAAGUGAUAUUUCACUGAGGUUCUGGAGGCUCCUCUCCUAACACCUUUUUUUUUUAAUAUAUUUUUUUUUAUCCCAUAUGUAAUUGCUGACAUAUACAAGCCAGGGAGCUUUUUAUUGAAAAAUUUUGAAGCGAGAAACUGAUGAUGCUGUGUAUCAUUAUUCCUUUUAGGGAAACAUCUUGUGUCGAUAACUUUUUGUCUCACUUACAAUAAUACUUUUUUGUGUCA